AUGUCUUCGCCAUGGUAUGAGGAAAAGUCUAUCGCGUCAAGCGACGAAAUCAAGAGUAUCGACGACGCAGAGAAGGGUCUGUAUGAGAAGACGAACGGCGUGCCGGUCAGACCUACGAGCGCCCGCUCCGACAAGAAGAAGUCGCUGCACAUCGACACGAAUCAGUGGCCUCUCUCGCCCAUCCACGAGGGAAUAACGCCCUUCACCAGCGUGCCGGAAUUAUCGCUGUCAUGGCCGAGAGGAUUUAAAGCCCCGGAGGAGCCUGCGAAGAAGCCAGCCAGGCCGAAGCCAAAGAUCAGUCGAUGGAUCCGCUUCAAUCUUUGGUUCAACACGUACCGAAAAUUCUUCACUUUUGUCGUCUCGCUGAACUUAACUGGCAUCAUUUUGGCCUCUCUCGGCCGCUUCCCGUACGCCGAGGACCAUCUUGGCGCGUUGGUGCUUGGUAACUUGCUCUUCGCCAUCCUGAUGCGAAACGAACUAUUUUUGCGAAUUCUGUACAUCAUUGCCAUCUAUGGAUUGAGAAGCUGGGCUCCGUUGUUCCUCAAGCUCGCGGUCACUUCAGUCUUACAACAUGUCGGAGGCAUCCACUCGGGCUGCGCCCUCUCCGGCGCUGGCUGGCUGGUCUUCAAGAUUGUCGAUAUCGUUCGGCAUAUGUCUGUCCAGCAUAUCACUGUCGUCGUUGCUGGAAUCAUUACGAACGUUCUUGUGCUCAUUUCCAUUCUCAGUGCCUUCCCCUGGGUUCGAAACAACUACCACAACGUGUUUGAGGGCCACCAUCGAUUCAUUGGAUGGCUGGGUCUAGCAGCUACCUGGAUCUUUGUGAUCCUCGGAAACUUCUACGAUAUCAAACUCGGGCAGUGGAGAGCUGAUGCGAACUCGCUGCUCAGUGCCCAAGAAUUUUGGUUUGCUGUGUUCAUGACAGUAUUCGUCCUUAUCCCGUGGUGCACCCUUCGGAAGGUCCCCGUGGAAGUUGAAAUUCCAUCGCCCAAAGUCGCGAUUCUCCGCUUUGAACGAGGGAUGCAGCAAGGUCUCCUUGGAAGAAUCAGCCGCACCUCGGUCAUGGAGUACCACGCAUUUGGAACCAUCAGCGAAGGCCGUAAAUCCGGAUGCCAUUACAUGAUUUGCGGCGUACAGGGAGAUUUCACGAAGGCGCUGGUUGACGAUCCACCAAAAGCCGUUUGGACUCGGGAGCUGAAGUUUGCCGGUGUUGGACAUGCAUCCGCGAUGUUUAAGCGAGGAAUCCGCGUCUGUACCGGAACUGGUAUCGGGGCUGCCCUUUCUACUUGCAUCCAGAGUCCAAAUUGGUUCCUCAUUUGGAUUGGCUCCGAUCAGGAGAGGACUUUCGGACCGACUAUUUCGGGCUUAAUCCAUAAACACAUCGAGCCCGAGCGAAUGAUCCUCUGGGACUCGAAGAAACGAGGCGGACGGCCCGAUACUGUCAAACUCCUCGUCGAUACAUGGCACAGCUUCGGAGCGGAGGUUAUCUUCAUCACCUCAAACAUGCAGGGCAACGAUGAGAUGAUGCAAGGUUGCGCCGCAGCCGGCCUACAUGCAUUCGGCACGCUAUGGGACUUCUGA
Scedosporium apiospermum is the source of this 1578-nucleotide messenger RNA. RefSeq lists its product as uncharacterized. NCBI's taxonomy places the organism in Eukaryota, Fungi, Ascomycota, Sordariomycetes, Microascales, Microascaceae. The coding region runs from base 1 to 1578 and encodes 525 amino acids. The transcript is spliced from 10 exons. The record is from RefSeq and is a predicted model, not a curated record.